Messenger RNA from Sabethes cyaneus, 2438 nucleotides. It is a transcript of the gene TM9SF4, whose product is annotated as transmembrane 9 superfamily member 4. Gene Ontology annotation, biological process: protein localization to membrane. NCBI's taxonomy places the organism in Eukaryota, Metazoa, Arthropoda, Insecta, Diptera, Culicidae. Bases 137 to 2059 code for a protein of 640 amino acids. The transcript is spliced from 8 exons. The record is from RefSeq and is a predicted model, not a curated record. Gene Ontology annotation, cellular component: membrane.
AGAAAGUACUUUCGCGUUUUUGGAUUAUUAUUUUUCCAAUAUUACUAUUUUGUGCAAAAUUUAAGGCUAAAUUUUUAUUUCUCACAUGAAUAAGAACCACACGAAACUGAAUUAGGCUUUCGUAGCAUACAACGAAAUGGAAAACAGGCUGGUCUAUGGCGGUUCACCUUCGCAGCAACAGGCCGUCUUUGGCAUGGUGCUGGUGAUAUUGAUCAAUUGCUUAACGGCACACGCAUUUUACGUUCCCGGUGUUGCCCCAGUGGAAUUUAAGAAGGGACAGAAAAUCGACGUAAAAGCAGUCAAAAUGACCAGCACCCACACUCAGUUGCCGUACGAAUACUAUUCGCUUCAUUUCUGCUUACCAAAGAAUGGCACUUUGGUUUACAAAAGUGAGAACCUUGGCGAGGUUCUGAGGGGCGAUCGAAUUGUUAAUACUCCUUACGAAGUUCGAAUGGCGGAGAAUGUCCGCUGCAAACUGUUGUGCAACAGUAAAGAUCGGCCGCUAAAUUGGGAUCGAGAGCAGUCGGAGAAGGUAGCCGAACGAAUUCGACACGAGUAUUUUGUGCAUCUAAUUGUUGAUAACUUACCGGUGGCCACCAAGUUUAUAAACCCGGAUACAAAUGAAAUGCAAGUUGAACAUGGCUAUCGUCUAGGACAAACCGACGGUAAAAACGUUUAUAUAAACAAUCAUUUGAAGUUCCGUCUGUUCUAUCAUCUACACAGCGAGAACCAGUAUCGCGUUGUAGGAUUUGAAGUCGAGACGCUCUCUGUACAUAGGGAUGACAUUAGUUUCGAAGGAGACACAUGUAAUUUUCCGGAAAAUCCUCGACCGCAGGCGGUCACAGCCCACCUCGGAUAUUCUCAGCUUUUCUUUACCUAUUCCGUUGAGUGGAAGGAUUCUUCAGUAAAAUGGGCCUCGCGAUGGGAUAUCUAUCUGGGCAUGAAUGACGUUCAGAUUCAUUGGUUUAGUAUUAUCAAUUCGCUCGUUGUGGUAUUCUUUCUCUCAGGUAUUUUAACAAUGAUAAUGGUUCGAACUCUUCGUCGUGAUAUCGCAAAGUAUAAUACUGAUGAUAGCGUCAAUAUUGAGGAUACUUUGGAAGAAACCGGCUGGAAGUUGGUUCACGGCGAUGUUUUUCGACCACCGCGACAUCCGAGACUGUUUGCUGCUGUCAUCGGAAGCGGAAUUCAAAUAUUUUUUAUGGCUAUGAUUACAAUCAUAAUUGCAAUGUUGGGAAUGUUGUCACCAUCGUCUCGAGGAGCACUUAUGACUGCUGGAAUCAUGUUAUACGUUUUUAUGGGACUAAUUGCUGGAUAUUUCUCCGCUCGUUUGUACAAAACGAUGAAAGGACGUAACUGGGAGCGAGCCGCAUUUCUGACAGCAACUCUUUUUCCUGGCCUGGUGUUUGGUACUUGUUUCAUACUUAACUUUUUCAUUUGGGACAAGGAUUCAAGUGGAGCGGUGCCGUUUGGAACUAUGGUGGCGUUACUCUGUUUGUGGUUUGGAAUAUCACUGCCGCUAGUGUAUCUGGGAUACUACUUUGGAUUCCGAAAACAAGCGUAUCAACAUCCAGUACGAACCAACAUGAUUCCUAGACAAAUCCCGCAUCAGCAUUGGUAUAUGAAUUUGGGAUUAUGCGUGCUGAUGGCAGGUAUUCUGCCGUUUGGAGCUGUAUUCAUCGAACUUUUCUUCAUAUUUUCGGCAAUCUGGCAGAACCAAUUCUAUUAUCUGUUUGGAUUUCUGUUUCUUGUAUUCUGUAUUCUGGUUGUCAGCUGUGGACAGAUAUCGAUCGUCAUGACAUACUUUCAACUAUGUGCUGAGGACUAUCGCUGGUGGUGGCGAAGCUUCAUAGUUUCCGGAGGAUCGGCGGCAUAUAUUCUGUUUUACAGUAUAUUCUACUUUUUCACGAAACUAGAGAUAACAGAAUUUAUACCAACCUUACUAUACUUAGGCUAUACUGGAUUGAUGGUCAUCACGUUCUACAUUUUAACUGGAACGAUUGGAUUCUUCGCAGCGUAUAGUUUUAUUCGAAAAAUUUACGGUGCAGUAAAGAUUGACUAAAUUUGAAUUCUGUUCAACAAUAUAGACUAAUAUAAAAAACUAACAAACGAUAAUCCAUGAAAGGAACUGAUUAAAAAUGUAUGUUUGUGCUAGUCGAUGCAAGAACGAUGAUAGUGAGUAUGAAUGAAUUUAUCCCAUCCAUCGUUUUUAUUUGUUCAUGAAUCAUCAUAAUCUUCUAAGCAGAUGAAUUAUAAAACUAUUUAAAAUAUUGAUAAACGAGACAAGCGUGAAUGUGCAUAGUUUUGUAAUAAGAUGUACGAGAGGAAAUAUUGUUGUAAUAUUUGAACUAAAAAAUAGAGGUACGAAACAUAUAGAAAUUACAUUCAUUUAUUUAAGAAUAGUUCAUAAACACGAUGAAAAACGACAUAAACUCAAGCAG